AUGUACCUCGAAUAUCAAAUUUUCCAGCUUGACCUUUAUGUUUACAGGGCCCUGUUGGCUGUCGGGAUCGGACUUCUUGACGGCGACCGGAACUCCGACGCCGACCUUCGACGGCGCGAGCGUCUUCCCGUCGACAUACCCCUUGAAAACCCGGCCGAAUCCCCCCUCUCCGAGCACCGUGUCCGGCCGGAAGUUCCUGGUGGCGCUCCUCAGCUCCGCCAGCGUGAACAUCUUCAGGUUCGGCGUCACAAUCUUCCCGCUCGCCGGAACCGGCCCUCCGCCGCCUCCCUGAUCCAUCGCCGCCGAUCCGCGGCGGCCGUGGCCGUUGGCUGA
Molecule: messenger RNA, 333 nt
Organism: Striga asiatica
Lineage: Eukaryota; Viridiplantae; Streptophyta; Magnoliopsida; Lamiales; Orobanchaceae
Source: the annotation of a GenBank genome assembly